Messenger RNA from Emiliania huxleyi CCMP1516, 348 nucleotides. RefSeq lists its product as hypothetical. The coding region runs from base 1 to 348 and encodes 115 amino acids. The transcript is spliced from 3 exons. The record is from RefSeq and is a predicted model, not a curated record. Lineage: Eukaryota; Haptophyta; Isochrysidales; Noelaerhabdaceae.
AUGAUCGCUAAUGGGUGCGCGCAACAGCCUGGACCACUGAGCAAAUCUGCAGAGGUCUGCAUCGGUGGCGUCUCAACGCGGCUGAUCGCCACGGCAUACGCCAACCGGAUUUUUGUCGUGGUGUCUCAGCGAGAGAACCUCGGCACGCUCAUCUCGGCGACGCGAGAGAGCGCGACGGGCCUGGCGACUGGGCUCCCACGCGACAGUCUCCUUGGCGGCGCUGCCAGCUCGGGCGGGUUACCGGGCACCCGGCCAGCGGAUCUCCUGCUCGCCCUCAACCUGCUCGACAGCUCUCGCGCAACCUUUCACGAGGUGAUGCGCGCGCUCGACGCGAUCAAGGUCUGGUGA